AUGAAUUUCUAUACUCUUGAAUUCGAAGAAUAAGUUGGAUAAGAUUUAAGAGAAUAGGAAUAAAUAUAAGUUAGUGAAGAGUAAAUGUGCGAAUAUGAUCAAAGUUCUAACCUAGAAAUUAAUUAGGAUAUCACUUUUGAUGGGUAUUUGCAAGAAGAACCUGUUCUAUUAUUUAAUAUCAUUGAGGAAUCACCAAAAAAGAAGAAUAAAUCCAUCUUUAAAAAAUCCAAAAAAAUACGAAAAUCAGACACAGAAACUGAUUUUAAGUCUUAAAAAAAAACUAAUACUCUAGUAUUAGGUAAAGAUGUGGCUAAGCUUCGCCAAUGUAAAGUGUUAAAGACCAUCAUUUCCUAAAUGGAGUCUAUAUUAAAAUAAACUAGAACAUACCUUCUUAAUUAGUAUUAAAAAUAGAAAUGA
Paramecium tetraurelia is the source of this 417-nucleotide messenger RNA. RefSeq lists its product as uncharacterized. The transcript has 2 exons. Lineage: Eukaryota; Ciliophora; Oligohymenophorea; Peniculida; Parameciidae. The record is from RefSeq and is a predicted model, not a curated record.